CAUUUUACCGACAGCUGGUGUCCUUCCUUUACCAUAUGAUCGCAGUAUACGGUUGUUCCUUUCGGCGGUUAGAUACGUUUAUUUGGGCAGUGAAAAAUAUAGUUGAUCGAAAGCAAUUGAUUGGUGUUAUCAGUGCCGCCACUUUUGAAAUUCACGUGCGCAAUCGAGUACAUAAACAUUUCGUUACAACCGUUAAACGUUUCGUCGCCUGAUAUACCCUAGUGUGAAUUAUUAUAAGUUCUAUAGCAUAAUAACAUACCGUACAAUUAGUUCGAAUAUCGCGUGAACAUGCAGAAUCAUUGUGGAAAAUGCAGCCAAAAAUCAAAACAAGAAAACCAUGACGAUCCUGAUGAAGAAUAUGCUGAAGGCACCAGAUAUCCCGAUGGGUCAGUUAAGCUUAGAAACCCACAUAUCGAACUCAUGGAUCAAGAUAUCUUGUACCAUUUGGCCUUGGGUAGUGGAAGUCAUGACCUGGUGGAGAUGUUUAGAGACGUAAAGUUCGUCUGUAUGGGUGGUACGCCAAGACGUAUGGAGAUGUUUGCCUACUAUAUAAUGAAAGAAAUCGGAUACAAAUUACCAACAGGCACUACCCUCAUGGACAUCAGUCAGUACUCGUAUAGAUAUAGUAUGUUUAAAGUGGGGCCGGUACUAUCAAUCAGUCACGGAAUGGGAACGCCAUCUAUAGGAAUUCUGUUACACGAGACAAUCAAACUGAUGUACCAUUCCAAAGCAAAAGACCCGAUUUUCUUUAGAUUAGGUACAUGUGGAGGCUUGGGUGUAGAACCGGGUACAGUAGUUAUAUCCGACGAUGCUAUAGACGGAUUAGGAAAUCAUUCUUAUUCAGUGCCAAUAUUAGGAAAAGUUGUACAAAGACCUUGCAAAUUCGAUAAAAAAUUGACUAGAGAACUUAAAGCGUUGGCUGAUCCAGAAGACCCUUACGAGACAACCCUAGGAACCACAAUGUGUGCUGAUGAUUUUUACGAAGGACAGGGCCGAUGCGACGGGGCAUUCUGCGACUACAGCGAAGCGGACAAAUUGGAGUACCUCGAAGGCCUGAUGAAGAGCGGUGUCAAAAACAUCGAAAUGGAAUCAGUGCCUUUCGCAGCCUUAACCAAUCACGCAGGCAUCAAGGCGGCGGUUAUUUGUGUCGCGUUACUUAACAGAUUAAAAGGAGACCAGGUUUGUACUCCCAAAGAGGUUCUUAACGAAUACCAGCUACGUCCGCAAAUUCUAGUUGCGAGAUACAUAAAGAAAUACCUGCAGACCAAAGGGCGACUCUCGUCAUUUGAAGGGCACGGAUCCAUAUGUGUGAAAAGCCCGAGAAGAUUCAAACUGGUGCAACAGGAGUCGCAAACUUUCGAAUAAUACGUUUUUGGAAAAAUGUCACACACAGGUUUUUUUAUACGUUACACAAAUUUUGGCCACAAACUACUACAACGGUAUAUAUAACGUCUAUCCAAAGAGAAAAUGGAUGAUUUCAAUAGAUGAUAUCCACAAACUAUAACCAUUUACUUUUGAUCUAAAAAAUAAAUUUAAA
Molecule: messenger RNA, 1537 nt
Organism: Sitophilus oryzae (rice weevil)
Lineage: Eukaryota; Metazoa; Arthropoda; Insecta; Coleoptera; Curculionidae
Product: uridine phosphorylase 1
Exons: 8
Coding region: 289-1365 (358 amino acids)
Biological process (GO): nucleotide catabolic process; uridine catabolic process
Cellular component (GO): cytoplasm; cytosol
Molecular function (GO): uridine phosphorylase activity
Source: RefSeq, a predicted model, not a curated record